AUGCUGUAUAUCUCUCACGGCUGGAAGGCUCGCGUGUGCGCAGCCCUCGACGGAAAGCAUCUACUCGGCUUCGUGACGAAGCCCAACUAUGAUGGUGUCUCCGAGGACAACAGCAAGGACAGCGGGAGCCACAUAUCCGACGCCGACGACCCGCCGAAGACCACGCCGGCAAAGACGGCUGAGAUCGACUACGACGAGAGUGACGACGAUGACAAGCCCCAAUCAGGCUCUGACGAAGACUCAAGUGGUGACUCGGACUCUGCGAUCAAGCGCAAGGACCUGCCCGUUAUCCGGCCGUUUAACCGCCGUGAUGCACGACAAGCGCGCAAGCCGUUGAAGAAGCCUAAGACCAAGCCUUUGAACCCGCGUGAGCGCCGUCGCCAGGAAGCCAAGACCAAGGCAUUUCUGAUGAAGACGAUGGACAACACGCACGUUCGGCUGGUCAAAAAUCUCGUCACGUCCUACGACAUCUUCACCUUCAUCUGCGAGAAGUACGAGGGUGCUGCCUUCCACGGCGACCCCUACUUCAUCCAGCACUACCUGAUGGAGAUCAAGUACGAGGAGAGCUCUGAUCUCACAGAGUUCUUCCUUAAGCUUGAGAACGCGAUGAAAUCCGCGUCGGAAGCCACGGAAUCGGUGAUGACGGAGGGACAGAAGUCAAUCUACCUGUUCCACUCCAUGCCCAAGUCGUGGAAGGAUGAUCUCCGCGUUUGGAAGGGCCAACGGAAGUACAUCCCGUAUGAGGACCUCAAGCAGGGUAUUGAGGGCAAGGUGCGCGACCUCCAAGCCCAAGAGCGCUAUACAUUGGCGAAGGGCACACCGGAGACGACAGCGACCAAGAGCGAGCGUGCCCUGGUUGCGGCUGGACCUACAAUCACUCCGCCUACCCAUGGCAACAACUACAACAAUACCUGCUCGUACUGCGACCGCCCGCGCCACACUAUCCGUCACUGCAGGAGCCUACAGAAGGACCUGCGGACUGGACACGUGAAGGCCGGUACUAACAAGGGCAAGAACAAGCGCAAUGGAAACAGUGCUGGUGGCAACUACAACGGCAAUCGUGGCAAGAAUCGACAGCGCCAAAACCGCCAAGAAAGAUCUGAUGAUGAUGACUACCGUCGGAGCAAGUCCCGCGAACGCAAACGCUACCAGGACGACUCGGACGAUGAUGAUGAAGCCGAUGGCAACCGUUGA
Molecule: messenger RNA, 1194 nt
Organism: Phytophthora sojae
Lineage: Eukaryota; Oomycota; Peronosporomycetes; Peronosporales; Peronosporaceae
Exons: 3
Coding region: 1-1194 (397 amino acids)
Source: RefSeq, a predicted model, not a curated record